UCGGAUUCCAAUGGCUUCUUGUCUAGUAUUUUGAAUGCUGCUAAUAAUAUCAUCUCAUCUACUGUUACGGAUGAUAACAAGAUAGAAGCCAGCACCACAAGUGUCACUUCGGGCCGCACCAAAGAACACUCCUUCUCGAACAGACUUGACUUCUUGCUCAAACCAGCAAGAUUUGGUAGUUCAAAAAGCUCGUUCGAUGAAGAGCAGGCAGACAUCCUUAUGAAUACGGAUAAUGCUGAGGUUAAAGAGCCCAGCGAACCAAAAAUGCCGUCUUCACCUCUUUCGACGGUUAAUGUACAGUUUGAAUCUAUCAGAGAGUCUCCUUUAAAUACGUUGGGACAGGGUGAUCUUUCUCUUGCUGCUUUUGAUAAAGCACAGCCAAAGAAGACAAGAAGCAGGUUCUUGGCAUCACCACGUGAAUCUACAGACAACUUGGUGGACAUCAAGAGAAGCUUGAGUCCCGAUAUUGUCAAUCGCCAAUCUUCAAAUGCAGUAAACACGGUCUCAGAUGUGAAAAGACCUCGUAGAAAAUCCAAUAUAGUAACGGCUAGUUCAGUUCCUACAGUCGGUGAUUCUAACUCAAAGCUGAGAAGCACAGAUGCUGACUUGGAUGAAAGCGACGCCGCAUUAUAUUCAGAAGACGAGUCUUCUGACAGGGAUGAAUCUGAAGUCAUAGACUACUCCAAUCUUAAGUAUGCAUCGAGAAAGAGAAACAAAGAGUUCCAUUCAGUAUUCAAGAAGCUUCCACUGAGCGAUCCAUUGAUUGACGAUUUCAGCUGUGCAUUGUCGAAGGAUAUAUUAGUUCAAGGGAGAAUGUAUUUAAGUAGCAACUACAUUUGCUUCAACUCCAAUAUCUUAGGCUGGGUCACUAACUUGGUGAUACCGUUACAAGAAGUGAUACAAGUAGAGAAGAAAUCGACAGCCGUAUUGUUUCCAAAUGGUAUGAUUAUCAGAACUUUGCAUCAUAGAUAUGUUUUUGCUACAUUUUUGAGUCGUGACACCACAUUCAAUCUAAUCACCAAUGUCUGGCACAAGGUGUUAUUAGAAACAGCAGAUGAUAGUAAAUUAGCGGUCAAGAGAAGAGCAAGAGGCAAUUCAAGAUCAACAGGCGCUUCUAAGUCUGUAAGUAGAGACAGAUACGACGGUACUAAUUCCUUGAACGAUGAAUAUGACAUUUCUGAAGUCGACAGUCGAAGAGAUGUUCUUUCAGCACUGCAUGACGAAGAAGACGAUUUCGAUGGCAGUUUCAGUUCUUUAUCUCUACACAGCGAUAAGGAUAACGACGACGAAGAGGCAGGAAGUGACAGUGGAUCUGUUAAGGGCGGCGAUCAUACGCCGAGCUCUGCAAACAAGUCCAUGAGUAGAGAUGAAGGCACAAAUGGUUCUACUGAACAAGGUGCUAACACAUUCAAAGGCUUCCCAAUGGUAGGGCCAAUGGCUCAUGCUCCUACUGAUAUUAACUAUACUAAAAAAGCCAGCGAAACAUUCAUUUCAGAAGGUGUAUUGAAAGCACCUGUUGGUGCUGUAUUUUCAAUAUUGUUUGGCGCUGAUACUUCUUUGUUUAUUAAGAUCUUGAAGAAGCAAAAGAAUUUCGAUAUCACCGAGUCUGAAAUUACGCCAUUAUCACCUAAAAAUAAGGAAAGACACUACAGCUACAUUAAGCCGUUGGGUGGGCCGAUUGGCCCCAAGCAAACAAAGUGUAUAAUAGUUGAAAAGAUCACUGAGUUCAAUCCAGAAAAUUACAUCUUGGUUGAACAAGUUACGUCGACUCCAGAUGUUCCUAGUGGAAACUCGUUUUCUGUGAAGACUAAAAUGUUUUUCAGUUGGGUCGAGUCUAACCAUACAAGAUUAUACGUGGUCACCUCCAUUGAAUGGACAGGUAAAUCUUGGAUCAAAGGAGCUAUAGAAAAAGGUAGCAUUGAUGGCCAGAAAGAAUCUAUGAAGGUCAUUAUGGACUCUUUAGAUGAAAUGAUUAGUACCGGAAACGAAGGUGCUGGUAAAGGCAAGCAAGCUAAGAGUAAGAAGAAGGGCACUAGAAGCAGAAAAAACACUAUCGUCAAGAAGCCGUCAAUUGAGAAAGAACCGGAGGUAGUCAAGGAGUUGGGAGUUGGAGAGAAAUUCAUGGAUUUUGUAGAAUCGUUGGGCAAGCUCUUGCCCAUACCGUAUUUGGGGGACUUGAUAACAGGGUUUAUCGUACUUUUUAUAGGGAUCAUGAUCUCAUUUCGAUUAUUCAAUGCGAUAACCGGCGGGUCUAGCAAGAGAGUUCAAUUCAUUCCCGAAGAUUCGUAUGUCUCCAAAAUCAGAAUAGACGACAACAAGUAUAUCAUCAUUCCAAGCAUCGAUACAAACUUUCACAACAAGAAGAUUGUUAUGGAAAAUGAAGUCAACCUCUGGAACUGGGUCAGAGAGAGAAGUGAAGACAAAAUCAAGAUAGUGUCUGACGACAAUAGUAGUUCAGGGCCGAUAGGUAAAAGUGAUGCACGCAAGGACUAUGCAGACCAGGAAGUUUACGAGAUAGUGAAGAUCACUCAAAUGAAGCUCGGACAGCUUUCUGAGAAGUUGAAAUAG
This is a messenger RNA of Scheffersomyces stipitis CBS 6054, 2568 nucleotides long. RefSeq lists its product as uncharacterized. The annotation marks the transcript as partial. Gene Ontology annotation, biological process: intracellular sterol transport. The transcript is spliced from 4 exons. Gene Ontology annotation, cellular component: endoplasmic reticulum-plasma membrane contact site; mitochondrion; plasma membrane. Gene Ontology annotation, molecular function: sterol binding; sterol transfer activity. Lineage: Eukaryota; Fungi; Ascomycota; Pichiomycetes; Serinales; Debaryomycetaceae. The record is from RefSeq and is a predicted model, not a curated record.